Molecule: messenger RNA, 1918 nt
Organism: Drosophila miranda
Lineage: Eukaryota; Metazoa; Arthropoda; Insecta; Diptera; Drosophilidae
Product: putative gustatory receptor 58b
Exons: 2
Coding region: 630-1163 (177 amino acids)
Source: RefSeq, a predicted model, not a curated record
AGGCCGCGAAUCCUUUUCUGGAGCUCCCUGUAGCCAUUCUCCAGCAGUCGGCAUCUAAGGCAGUGCCUCGCCAAGCCCUCUCCCAACUGCAGCAGCGGCUCCCUCUUGGUCCACGUCAGAUAGCCGCAGGCUAUCAUCGCCAUUAUCCGGUAACGUUCGUCAGAUUGAAGGCCCACUGCAGCACCAGCCUGUCCCUCAUAUAGCUCUCGAUGUACAUGAACACCGGAAAUGUGCAGGGCAGCAGAACAAUGAGCAGUACAUUCAGACAGGCCGUGUAUGUGAGGUAGAAGCGACGUUGAUGCGAUCGCUUACUGAAGUGAAUGCGGUUCAGGUCCAGAUCCAGGCGCAGAGGAGCCAGGAGCAGGCCACUGCCCAGGCCAUAACUAUGAAAGGUUUUCAGCAGCAAGCCGAUACUCAUUGCAUGAACUACCUCGGGGGACGGCUGACUCGCAAUUGAAUUCGAAGGAAGCCUCCCCACUGUGAUAGAUAAUUGGGAUGCGAUACGGUAACUGUCAGACCAUCAGAAUCUCAUCGAUGUGUAUCCGACUUUUAGCUAAUUAAUGCUCGUCCCUACUCAUGCGGUGCGCGAUGGAGCCCCAGAGUAGUUGGUUGGCGGCUACCUCAACAACAUGUUGCAUCCGAAAUUCGGUCAGGCUCUGCGUGUUGCGUACUACCCCGCGCUCGUCUUUGGCCUGAUGGGGACCACCCUGCAUAUUCGUGGCAAUAGCCGGCUCAUCCGCGUGGAGAAGGCUUCUUGGAUAUAUCUGGCCUACAGUCUCGUCAUCAGCGGCGGUCUCCUGCUGGACACCUACUUUAUGGUGCCGAAGGCCAUCCUGGAUGGCUACAUUCACCACAACAUUGUGCUGCAGUGGAACUUCUUUUUGAUGCUGGGCAUGCGAAUAGUGGCUAUUGUCUGCUCCUAUGGUCUCGUCCAGCAGGACCUAGAGAAGCUGCAACUCUCACUGACAAGCCUUUUCUGGCGACAGACCAUUGUGGUCUAUGGAGCUCUGCUCUGUUCGGGUGUCGUUCAGUAUCAACUGCUCAGCGUGAUUAACCGUCAGAGCUUGACGGCCCUGUGCGCAAGGUUAUCCCAGAUCCUGCACGUCCUGGCAGUCAAAAUGACCUUCUAUGCGCUGCUCCUGAUGCUUGAUCAUCAGUUCUAGGCGGUGCUCCUGGCCCUCACGACUCUCCAAAGCCGCAAAGGUGGAAAACAGAAGGCAAAGGAUCUACGCCGCAUAGCUGCCCUGCAUUUGGACACAUAUCACCUGGCCAGGCACUUCUUUGGCCUGUACGAUGUUGCCAAUGCAAUGUUGUUUAUGAAUAUUUGUGUGACCACCACGAGCAUCCUGUACCAUGCCGUGCAGUACAGGAACCAGUCAAUACCAUCCGACGGCUGGGGUAACCUCUUUGGCAGUGGCCUUGUUUUGUUAAACUUGUGCGGGACUCUGAUGCUCAUGGAAAAGCUCGAUCGCGUGGUCAGCUCGUGCAAUGUGGGCCAGGCCCUUUGACAGUUUAGCGAUCUCCGGAAGAUCAGCAAAGAACUGCAAAUGGAGUUGGAGAUUUUUUCUACUCAGGUGCAUCGUAAUCGUUUGGCUUACAAAAUCUGCGGCCUUGUGGAGGUCAACAACUCGGCCUGCCUCAGCUACAUUGGUUCCAUUCUCAGCCAUGUGUUCAUCCUUAUGCAGUUCGAUAUAAGGCGCCAGCAGAUGGAAUAGGAAGUCUAAAGGUGGAAUACUGCAGGAAGUAGAUAGCAUUUAUUUGAUACAUGUUUCGAAUGGUUGUAGUUCAGGCAGGUUUCAGACUGAUGUCGAUGGUGAUUCUGAGUUCAGUUGAAAUUUAUAAAUAGGAAACUGUAAUGCAUACCACAUGUUACUCUAUGUGUCUAUGUGUUUUCUUCAGUGGACUGUAUUGUGUGUGU